Messenger RNA from Lates calcarifer (barramundi perch), 2140 nucleotides. It is a transcript of the gene id2b, whose product is annotated as inhibitor of DNA binding 2b. The transcript is spliced from 3 exons. Gene Ontology annotation, biological process: circadian regulation of gene expression; negative regulation of transcription by RNA polymerase II; cell differentiation. Gene Ontology annotation, molecular function: transcription regulator activity; protein dimerization activity. Bases 203 to 646 code for a protein of 147 amino acids. Lineage: Eukaryota; Metazoa; Chordata; Actinopteri; Centropomidae. Gene Ontology annotation, cellular component: cytoplasm; nucleus. The record is from RefSeq and is a predicted model, not a curated record.
CAGAGGAUAAGAGCCUCCGUCAGUCCGCGUUUUGCUCAGUUUGUUGUUAGGGGUCAGGUUUCUCAGGUGGAUCGUGGUGGUCUGAUGGUUUCUGUCCGGUUCUGGUCUCUCGGAGGUACUCGCAGGUCUCACACCCUGUGUGGACCGGUACCUGCAGGUCCGGUGGUUCGGCUCAUGUGAAACUCACCAUCCAACAGGAGACAUGAGAGCCAGGAGCCCGGUGCUGUCAGCGGGCAGGAGGAGGAGGAGCAGCGGCGCUCCGGGCUCCAGCAGCCGGAGCCGGAGCAACAAGAGCCCGGAGGAAUAUCCGGUCCCGGCUCUCCUGCUGCAGGACAUGAGCCUGUGUUACCGGCUGCUGCGGCAGCUGGUUCCGGGUCUGCCGCCCGGACGGGCCGCCAGCAGGGUGGAGAUCCUACAGCACGUCAUCGACUACAUCCUGGACCUGCAGACCGAGCUGGACGCCUCCUGCCCGGCCGGAGACCGAGGAGAGGAGCGGGGGCAGCCGCUCCGCUGUGACCCGCUACAGCAGCUCCAACAGCGGCCACAGAGCGGCCGGAGCCCCGCUGACAGGACCCACACCUGCCAGUCCAGUGAUUCUCCCAGAAAAUAUCCAGAGGUCGUGGAGGACCAGACACUGCUGCACUGACGUGUCGACAGGAAGUAGAUCCAGACGUGGAUCCGUUCAAACCAUCUUCUGUUUUUAUUUGACACGAUGGGAAGAUUCUGGUUUUCAUCAGGAUCCUGACUCUGUCUCUGCAGGACUCCUCUGAGAAUCUGCAGGGGUUUUUUUCACUGAAUUAAGAUCGACUGACGACCUGAUGGAGUCUGGAUCAGAUCAGUUAAACUCUGAUGUAAACAGGACCUGAGCUUUUAUUUUGGACUUCAGAGCUCCUUCAGCUUCCUCUCUGUUGGACGUCACUUCCUGUCUGAUCGUCAAAAUAAGACUCUGAUAAAUGAAACUUUACUGUGGAAGUUCGUCAUUUUCCGACAUGAUCUUUAGAUUCAUGAAAUGUUGUUGUUUCUACAGCACGUGCUGUUUUUACCUUUUCUCCUGCUGAUGUGAAUCACGUGACCUCAGGUGUUCCUCCUCUCUGACAGGAAGUCACCGCUGCACUCUGAGGUCACUGAGCUCUUAUUCUGAAAGGUUAGAGGACUUUUAUUGUGACAGGAGCGGUGCCUCAGUGUUUCCUGUUAACAUCAAAUCUGAUCAAUAUUAUUUAUUGAAAUCAAUAAUUGAUUUUCAGAUGAAGUGAAAAAUGUUUGAACUGAAUCAGUUUUACACAGAAAAGAUUCAGAUUCAGUCAAACAAAAAGAUAAAAAUACUCGAUUACUUCUGCUGCUCCACAGUUUGUAGAUUCCUCUGGGAUCAAUAAAGUUUUCUCUUUUUGAAAACAUCAUUAUUUGUUAUAAUUUAUGAACGAGAGGUUUAAAAUAAAUGCAGUAAAAACUGAGUAUUUCAACUUGAGUAAAAGUACUUAGUUACUUUCCACCACUCUGCUCCUGACAGGAAGUUACUGUGGAGUCUUCAUCAUCAGACUGAGCUGACAGUAAUCUCUGUUGGUGUGUAACUGAAGUAACUGAGUACAUUUACUCAGUAACUGUGAGCCUGUGUAGGAGUUACUGAGUAAAGUAUCUCCUGCUCAGACCACAGCUCCACCUCCUUCACUCAGAUUACUUCUGUACUUUAAGAUACAGGACCUCUACUUGUAAUGAGUAUUUUUGUACUCUAGUAGUUAUACUCUUUAUUCAGUAAAGUAUCCAAGUACUCUGAGUCCUACUGCUGCAGAAAAAUAAAAAUCAGUCAUGAAUCAGAAACAACGUUUAACAUCCAGUUUAUUCUGUUUAAGUGAAGCACAGGUCACAUGAUCACAGCCACAUGGUUACAGUCACAUGAUCAGUCACGUGGUCACAGGUCACAUGGUUACAGGUAUUACAGGUAGAGAGCACUGAGACAGAAACAUGCAGCUUCAGAUCUGAGACUGAUCACAACUAUUCAGUUUUUCUGUUUCUAAAAAUUAAUUUUCAUAUUUUAAACUUCAGGUUUAAAGGUUGUGUUUGUAGCUACACGGCUAACGUUAGCAUCCAGCAGUUUCUCUCCGUCAGAUGAAGUCAGUUUGAUAUUUUAUAAGUGAAACAGUUU